Molecule: messenger RNA, 2544 nt
Organism: Brassica napus (rape)
Lineage: Eukaryota; Viridiplantae; Streptophyta; Magnoliopsida; Brassicales; Brassicaceae
Product: U-box domain-containing protein 34-like
Exons: 1
Coding region: 584-1702 (372 amino acids)
Biological process (GO): protein phosphorylation
Molecular function (GO): ATP binding; protein kinase activity
Source: RefSeq, a predicted model, not a curated record
AAUGACAGACUCCGACAUAUCAUUUGUGAGUAGUGGAAGACCAAGCGUGGAUCUUAUGUUCCCUUCCUUUGAUGACCAUAUUGAGGUUCCCCGCCUCUCAGUCAACUCUGAUUAUGAAGAAAAUCGUAUUAGUUUUGCGACCUCAUCCUCUUCGGAUAAGCAGUCCAUCGAUCUUGGCUCUUCAUAUACAGCCUUCUCUUCAAGCUCCGGGAGACCUUCAUGUUCCCUAUCUACCCAAGUAAGCAUGCACACACAUUUGCAUGAGAAACGUUCUUUUUAAUUUAAUUUAAUUUAAUUUCUACUGAUUAAUCAAGAACUGACAGGAUGAGAUUGAAGCCGAGAUGAGAAAGCUGAAAAUGGAGCUAAAGCAUACAAUGGACAUGUAUAACAGUGCAUGCAAGGAAGCAAUCUCUGCUAAGAAGGCGGUAUGUUUGUAUGUUUAAAACUAAUUUCACUCUGAUUCAAUCUCACACCUAACUUAUUCAUUAUCUGAUCCAUCUCUGCUCAGGCUACUGAGUUACACAAGUGGAAAGCAGAUAAGGAACGUAAACUCGAAGAGGUAAGACUUUCGAAGGAAGAAGCAAUGGCAAUGGCUGAGAGUGAGAAAGAAAAGAGCAGAGUAGCCAUUGAAACUGCAGUAGCAGCUCACAGAAUAGCAGAACUUGAAGCUCAAAAGACAAAGCAUAUUAUUGAGGAAAAUAACAAGUCUGUAGUGAAAACAACUGAUUUGAGAUACAGAAAAUAUAUAAUUGAGGAGAUUGAAGAAGCCACUGAAGAUUUUUCACCGAGUCGAAAGAUUGGAGAAGGAGGCUAUGGUCCUGUUUACAAGGGAACACUGGAUUUUACUCAAGUGGCAAUAAAAGUACUAAGACCAGACGCAGCACAGGGAAGGUCUCAGUUCCAGCAAGAGGUUGAAGUGUUAACCUCUAUGAGACAUCCAAACAUGGUUCUCCUACUUGGAGCAUGUCCGGAAUACGGAUGUUUAGUCUAUGAAUACAUGGCAAACGGUAGCUUAGACGACUGUCUUUUCAGACGAGGAAACUCUCCAGCCCUUUCUUGGCAGCUAAGAUUUCGCAUAGCUGCUGAAAUCGCAACCGGUCUUCAUUUCCUCCACCAGAUGAAACCGGAGCCUCUGGUGCACCGUGACCUUAAACCAGGAAACAUUUUGCUUGACCAGCAUUACGUCAGCAAGAUCUCUGAUGUUGGCUUGGCCAGGCUAGUCCCUCCAUCGGUUGCUGACACUGCAACUCAAUAUAGAAUGACGUCAACAGCUGGAACAUUCUGUUACAUUGAUCCAGAAUACCAGAAGACCGGCAUGUUGGGGACUAAAUCAGACAUUUACUCGUUUGGGAUUAUGCUUUUGCAAAUACUUACAGCUAAGCCACCAAUGGGUUUGACUUAUCACGUCGAGAGAGCAAUCGAAAACAGAACUUUCGCUGAGAUGUUAGACCCUUCUGUGCCUGACUGGCCACUCGAAGAGGCCUUGGUUGCCGCCAAACUUGCUGUACAGUGUGCUGAGUUAAGACGCAAAGACAGACCUGACUUGGGGAAUGUUGUUUUGCCUGAGCUUAACAGACUCAAGACACUAGCUGAAGAAAGCAUGCUCCCCACUAACAUUGGCGGAAGCAAACGACCUACAAGGAACCGGAAUAAUAAUAUCUACAUCAAAAGUCCAUUGUCCACGACUUCACUACAUGUAUGAAUCAACAAAACACCUUUUUUAGAAAUUUUUUUGAAGAUGCCUUUGGUUUCUAAGCUAUAUUUUUCUCUUUUGCAGGAAAUUAUGAGUGGUCCACAGCUACAUUAUGCAUCUGAUACCCCAAGUAUCCACAAAAAAAUUGCAUCUUGAAGAGAAAAAUCCAAAGUAAGAACAUGUACAUGGAGAGGAAGGCUAAACGUUUUUGGUCAACAAAUUUUAUACACCGAACAUUUUAACAGAGUAAUCUGUUUAUAUGAUGUUGGGGUUUUAGAGUUCCUAUGAUGUUAACACUAAACCCUUGUACACUUCAGAAUCUAUACGAACAUUUUUUCUCAUUUCGAGAAUGCAAUUGAGACAGUUCGCUUCUCGAUAUAAUAUCUACAUGAACUUUUAUUUGUUUGCUUAUUUGAUGUACAUUUUGAUAUCUCUCUAUGAGUUUAUUAAGAAAAUAAUUCAAAUAACCUUAUUUGAUUUAAUCAUAUUUUAAUAUUAUUCUUAGUCACAUAUAUAGUUAAAUAAAUUAUCUUAUAGACCAAAAUUGGUAUAUUACAUUUAUAGCCAAAUAAAACUACAGAUUCAAACCAAUGUGAUUGUAUGUUUUUAUUGUAAUUGCAAAAGUUCUAGUUUCUAAAAAAAUUCAUAUUUGAAAUUGUUUUUAACUUUUCUUAUAUGCAAAUUUCUUUAAAUUUCCAAUAUUUUCAGAUAUGAAUCUGUUGCACUAGACAUCAUCGGCAAAGGGAAAUUGCCACAAAUGCCACAUUUAUAGUAUCACUUUUCAUGUUACACUAAUCACUUUUACCCUCACUUUUAAUGAAAGUUAAAAAACAAUUCUACCUGUAAGGUUA